Molecule: messenger RNA, 6217 nt
Organism: Sarcophilus harrisii (Tasmanian devil)
Lineage: Eukaryota; Metazoa; Chordata; Mammalia; Dasyuromorphia; Dasyuridae
Gene: SLITRK4
Product: SLIT and NTRK like family member 4
Exons: 3
Coding region: 26-2725 (899 amino acids)
Biological process (GO): regulation of presynapse assembly; positive regulation of synapse assembly; axonogenesis
Cellular component (GO): membrane; glutamatergic synapse
Molecular function (GO): protein binding
Source: RefSeq, a predicted model, not a curated record
GGCAGGAGCAGCCGGGCAGGCUUAGAUGUGUCCGGAUCGGAGAGGAGAGGAGAGCGAGCAGAGCGGAGGGGAGGGGACCGCAGGCGACCAGCCUAACCAAAGCAGCCAAGCUGAGCAGACUAGGGGAGAGAGCGGAGCUGAGCUGAGAGGAGGGGAGAGGAGAGAUUCUUUAUCUUUAUUCAGAAGCAUAAAGUUGUUUGCUGAAUGCAAGAAGAUGUUACUUUGGCUCUUUCUGGUUUUGUCUCCCCCCAUUUCUGCUUCGACAAAUGCAGAGUCUGACCCCUCAGUGGAAAUUUGCAAUGUGUGCUCCUGUGUGUCGGUGGAGAACGUGCUCUAUGUCAACUGUGAAAAGGUUUCUGUCUUCAGACCAAAUCAAUUGAAACCACCCUGGUCAAAUUUUUACCACCUCAAUUUCCAAAAUAAUUUGUUAAUUGUCCUCUAUCCCAAUACGUUUCUAAAUUUUUCCCAUGCAGUCUCCCUGCAGCUGGGGAAUAAUAAAUUGCAGAACAUCGAGGGAGGGGCCUUCCUGGGGCUCAGUGCAUUAAAACAGUUGCACUUGAAUAACAAUGAAUUAAAGGUUCUCCGAGCUGACACUUUCCUUGGCAUAGAGAACUUGGAGUAUCUCCAGGCCGACUACAAUUUAAUCAAGUAUAUUGAACGGGGAGCCUUCAAUAAACUCCAUAAACUGAAAGUGCUCAUUCUGAAUGACAAUCUGAUUUCGUUCCUUCCCGAUAAUAUUUUCCGAUUCGCGUCUUUGACCCAUCUGGAUAUCCGUGGGAAUCGAAUACAGAAGCUGCCCUACAUCGGUGUGCUGGAACACAUUGGCCGUGUCGUUGAAUUACAGCUCGAAGAUAACCCUUGGAAUUGCAGUUGUGAUUUGCUGCCUUUGAAAGCAUGGCUGGAGAACAUGCCGUAUAACAUCUACAUAGGAGAAGCUAUCUGUGAAACACCCAGUGACUUGUAUGGGAGGCUUCUGAAGGAAACCAAUAAACAGGAAUUAUGUUCCAUGGGAACCGGGAGUGAUUUUGAUGUGCGGAUCCUACCACCCUCUCAGCUGGAAAAUGGCUAUACCACACCCAAUGGCCAUACAACUCAAACUUCAUUACAAAGAUUAGUGACAAAGCCCCCUAAAACAACUAAUCCUUCAAAGAUCUCUAGCAUCGUUGCAGGCAAAGCCCUCUCAAAUCGUAAUCUGAGUCAAAUUGUAUCUUAUCAAACUAGGGUACCACCACUGACACCUUGCCCGAUCCCUUGUUUUUGCAAAACUCAUCCUUCUGAUUUAGGCUUAAGUGUCAAUUGCCAAGAAAAAAACAUCCAGUCGAUGGCGGAGUUGAUGCCCAAACCCUUAAAUGCCAAGAAGCUGCACGUCAAUGGCAAUCAGAUUAAAGAUGUGGACACCUCAGAUUUCACUGAGUUUGAAGGUCUGGAUCUACUCCAUUUAGGCAGCAAUCAGAUUACAGCGAUCAAGGGAGAGGUGUUCCGGAAUCUCACCAAUCUCCGCAGACUCUAUCUCAAUGGCAAUCAGCUAGAACGGCUGUACCCUGAAAUGUUUGCAGGUCUGUACAACCUGCAGUAUCUCUAUUUGGAAUACAAUUGGAUCAUAGAAAUCUUAGCUGGCACCUUUGACUCAAUGCCCAAUCUGCAGUUAUUGUAUCUGAACAAUAACCUGUUAAAGAGCCUGCCGGUUUACAUUUUUGCAGGUGCUCCUCUAGCUCGCCUGAACCUGAGGAACAACAAAUUCAUGUACCUGCCUGUGAGUGGGGUGCUCGAUCAGCUUCAAUCCCUUACACAGAUAGACCUCGAGGGCAACCCAUGGGACUGCACUUGUGACUUAGUGGCCCUAAAGCUGUGGCUAGAGAAACUGAAAGAUGACAUUGUGAUGAAAGAACUGAAAUGUGAAACACCCGUACAGUUUGCCAACAUCGAACUGAAGUCCCUCAAAAACGAAAUCCUGUGUCCGAAGCUACUGAACCGGCCUUCUUCUCCCUUCACUAGUCCCAUACCUGCCAUUACCCUCACGACACCCAUGGGACCUAUCCGAAGUCCUCCCGGAGGUCCGGUCCCUCUGUCCAUUUUAAUCUUGAGCAUUCUGGUGGUCUUGAUUUUAACUGUGUUUGUUGCUUUCUGCCUCCUAGUCUUUGUGCUCCGGCGCAACAAAAAGCCGAUCGUGAAACACGAAGGCCUCGGAAACCCAGAGUGCAGCUCUAUGCAGCUGCAGCUGAGGAAGCAUGAACACAAGACCAACAAGAAGGAUGGGCUUGCAGCAGAAGCCUUCAUCCCACAGACCAUUGAGCAGAUGAGCAAGAGCCACACGUGUGGCUUGAAAGAGUCUGAAGCAGGUUUCAUGUUCUCUGAGCCACCAGGACAGAAAGUCAUCCUGAGAAAUGCUCCUGAAAAGGACAAAGAUCUUGUCCAUGUGGAUACCAGGAAAAGACUGAGCACAAUCGAUGAGUUGGAUGAAUUAUUCCCUGGCCGAGAUUCAAAUGUGUUCAUUCAGAAUUUUCUGGAGAGCAAAAAGGAGUACAACAGCAUCGGGGUCAGUGGCUUUGAGAUCCGCUAUCCAGAAAAGCAGCAAGACAAGAAAAAUAAGAAAUCACUAAUAGGAGAUAAGGUGGGAGUCAAACGGAUCAAGAUACUCAAACACCCAUUCAUCGAAGGUGUUUGCAAGAUACAGAGACUCUCUCCCUCUUGGCAAAAUACCAAUGGGAAAGCCAUUCUGCUUUGACCUGCCUCCAUAAUGUUGCCCUCUGCCACCUUCUCUAAUCAAUACAUUGAUCAAUCCAGUGACAAGGAAAGUAAACAGAUUUUCUUCAUGCUUUUCAAGUGGCACUUCUGAGAUGACACUGUGGCAGAAGUUCUAACAACAAUCUUGGUGGUAAACUCUUCAUUUCCAGGGCCUUCUGCAUUUGCUCUGGGAGGAUGUUUGGCAUACAACCUAGAUUAAAAAAAAAAAAAAAUAUAUAUAUAUAUAUGUGUAUAUAUCUAUAUAUGUAUGCAUAUAUAUAUGUGUGUGUGUGUGUGUAUAUAUAUGUGUAAUUGGUUUUAAACAUAUUUAAAAGGAGAGUGAAAAGAAUUCACUCCUCAGUUUUCACAUCUUGCUGGUGGUGCUCCUAGAACUUUAAGAUGUGCGGUUUCCUUGACACAAAAUUUGUGUGAGAAAUUUAUACACAUUUACAAAAAGCCUGAAACAGCUAUUGAAUUCCAAGGUUUAAAAUUGGCAUUACAUUACAUGUGUGACAGACGGUGUUCAACUAAUAAAAGGCCAUCUGAAAUUCUAUGAUGUCAUUACCAAACAAGUACUCAUCCAUGGAGUCAAGGCUUCCUAAAUGCAUAGAGAUCUUACGAGACAAAAACGAACAAAAACUCUGAAGUGUUUUACUUGAUCCUUUGAUCAAUGAAGUAAGGAUUGUGAAAUCUGAAGUGGACGCUUCAAUGAUGAACACUAAUAAUUUAGUUUCAUCAGCGAUUCGGGGGGCGCUAGGCCAUUGGGAUGAUGCCUUUUAUCCAGUGCGGGCAGGCUAAAAGGUUGCCAGAAGAUCGGCAGUGAGAAGACUUCCUGCCACAAUCUGAAGACUGUAACUAGCUGGCAUAUUGUCUGUAUCUUGGUCUCUUAAGAAAGAUCGAAAAAACAAAAACAAAAUGUUCAAUGAAAAAAAGGAAAAAUCCAGAAGCAUGGUUAUUUGGAGGUACUGACUGUAACUGAAUGGUGAUUAGAAGACUAGUAGUUAAGGCUGAGAUGCUAUCCUUAACCAAAUUCAUUGUGCCUACAUUAUAUAGUGUAUACUAUUUUGCACAGGUCCGUCCACAGUUCUUUUUGAAAAUUUUACAGUAUUGUACUUAGGUGUAAGUUUUGGGUUGAGUGCAAAAGCUGUCAAGAUACUAUAUCUCCAUAUUUUGUCGAUAUAAAUACAAUCUUGAUGUUAGUAUAAUCCUUGGAGAGGUAGUGCAUAUAUUUUGGUUCAACAUUUCUAGUAGACCUUGCAUUCAAAUGGAAAAAACCCAAGAACCACAGCUUGUCAGCAUGGCUUUCUUGGUUCUGUACACAUUUGAAUGGAUUCUUUUAGAACUGUUGCAAGGGAAAUGAGCUGAUAUAAACAGUAAUGGAAGGGUUACAAAAAUAUAUUGUGUCCAUGUAUUCUCAAGUCUUAAAUUAUUUUUUUAUGAAAAUUAAUAAAGAUUAAUCAUUUCUUUCAAAGAGUACAUCUUUGUGUAAUUUCAUCAGAAAGCAGCUAUUCAAGAACAGUGGUUCAAGUACAGUGUAAGCUGAUGUGUAGUUAAAAUUUAGCUUUUCUUGCUGAAUAGUAAACAGAAUAAAAAUCUUAAUCAGAAAAUUAUUUAAAUCCAGGUUUAUUAGAUUUGUUCCUUUGUUUCCUUUUAUUUUCCUUUUGUUUUAAAAGCCAUAAGGAUGCAUACAUUAUAAAGGGCAUGGCCUCAUGACUAAUGUUAACAGAUAUUUCGGAUAUAACAUCACAUCUAGAAAUUUAUGGUGGUGAUAUUAUUAAUCUAUCUUAUAUUUUGCAUGAUUUGUACAUUGAUAUUGUAUGAAAUGAGCACAGUGAGGUUUUUUUUUCUCGUUAUUGUUGUUGCAUCCAAAGAGCUGGGGGAGGAAAUAUAAUAAGAAUGUAUUUAUAAUCACUAUUUUGAAAUAAAGUAAAGAAACAAAUUGUAUUGUUUUUACCCUGCUUUGAUCAUUAAUAUUUUUAGAUUAGUUUAUAGUAUAAAAUACAGUUAAUGCUAUUUGGUCACUGAAAAGAAAAUGUUUUAAUGACCUCUGUUUGCUUUCAGCAACAUCAAGGUAUUAGACAGAAUUUACUAACUGCCAUUUUGUAUGGGAAAUUAAUAAAACUGUUUGGAACAUUCAUUUUUUUGAAGCUAGAGUUUGUUAAAUAUAUUUAUCCUUCCACUCAUUAUCAGAGGAAAUCAAGCAAUGGUGAACAAAAUUGCUAUUUCUCUGAGGUUUGAGGAUAAAGAUAUGUUGCUUAGGAUAUUGUAUUUAUUUGAUUUUAUUCUCAAACCUGUGUUAAGAAAUGUUUUGUUUUCAGCCAUAUUUUCAAUUUAUAUUCUCUCCAACCAGCAACCCCCUUGGAGAAUUGUCAGAUAGGGUUAGGAACAAUUGGUUUGCAUCUGGCAUCAUUGCUGAUUGGCAAAUAUUGUUAUUUGACAUAAAAAAUAACAGUCAGAUACUGUAUCAUAGAGUUUAGCUGAGUUUAUAACAAGCCACCAGCUUGGUUCUUUAUAGUCCAAUUACCCAUCCAUGACAAUGUACUUUCUAUUUCUUUGGUUUCAAAAAAUUAUCCAAAUAACCAGUUCAUCAGUUCACUGUGGUUGUAAUGUAGGGAAAAAAAGAUGAACUGAUUGAAUCUUGUUUGAUCAGUGUCGUUUCAAACUAAAAAUGAAUGUGAACCAUCUGUAUUAAUCAAUAAAUGUUAACUGAAUAUAUUUAUGUACAGGACAUUACCUGAUAGAAAAUAGAAAUGAAAAAAGAUGUAUUACUGUGGGAUCUGAUCUACACAACCACCGUAAAGGAAAAGGUCAUGCAAUUAUCUAACAGCAUAGACAGUCAAUCUGGGUAGGUCGGGACAUGUCUCAGUUUAAUUUUUUGUUGUUGCUUUUGUUUUCAAGCCACAAGCAGCUCUUUCAAAGGCUUGUAGGCUUUCCCUGGUCUACUUGGCUUUCCUUAAGGAACAAUUGCUGAGGUACUGGGUCUUUGUUUCCCAAGCAUCCAGUUAUAUGGUUGGGAUUGGGGAGUGGGGAAGGGAGUACAAUCCUAUUUUCCAGAAAGGAUUCAAUUCACUGUGGUCAGAACAUACUUUUUGGCUUGCUUUACCUGGAUAACUGUCCCACCUUCCAUUUCAGAUUGGCUGUGUAGAACAGAAUUAAGUAGCUACUCUAUGGCUAGGUCUAUAUUUGUUAAAUGAAGUGGAGAAUUGUUGCAAGUGUGCACAUAAGUCCUCAAAAUACUCUUUCUUACAUUAUAUAGGCAUUCUUAAAAAAAAAAAAAAACUUUAAUUAUUUGAGUAAUGUUUUAGUUCUCCACUCUGCAGUACUAGUGUAGACCUAGCCUUCAUACAAAACACACAAUAGGUUAUGUAGAGUGUCUAGAAGGAUUGUUUUAACUGUACAGAAUUGUACUUUAUCUAAGUUUCAAUGUCAUUUCUUUUUAAGUGUUAACUAUGCUUGUGUGCACAAUAUGUUUGAACUACAUUGGAAAAUGUUG